AUGGCUCCCCAAACCAUCAUCGCCCCGUCUAUUCUGUCGGCCGACUUCGGCAACCUCGGCCAUGACUGCGCUCGCACCAUUGAGCAGGGCGCCGACUGGUUGCACGUCGACAUCAUGGACGGUCACUUUGUUCCCAACAUCACCUUUGGUCCCCCCGUCGUUGCCAAGAUCCGUGGCCAUGUCGAUAAGCCCCAGGAGAACCACGGACGCGGCACCUUCGACUGCCACAUGAUGAUUGCAGAGCCCAAGAAAUGGGUCAAGGAGUUCAAGAAGGUUGGCUGUGAUCUCUACUGCUUCCACUAUGAGGCUGCCUUCUCCAGUGCCGCCGAGAACCCCGAGGACACAACCGACGAGAAGACGAACCCGAAGGCUCUAAUCCGAUACAUCCACGACCAAGGCCUUCUCGCCGGCAUUGCCAUCAAACCCGAUACCUCUGUCGAUGUUCUGUGGGAUAUUUUGGAGACCACCGAGGAUAAGGAACGGCCAGAUAUGGUCCUGAUCAUGACGGUCUACCCCGGAUUCGGUGGCCAGAAAUUUAUGGCCUCGGAGCUGCCCAAGGUGCAGGCUCUGCGAGAAAAGUACCCCGAGCUGAACAUCGAGGUGGAUGGCGGCCUGGGACCUGGCACCAUUGACCAGGCUGCCGAUGCUGGAGCCAACGUUAUUGUGGCAGGCAGCGCUGUCUUUGGAGCAAAGGACCCCUCUGAGGUUAUCGCUCUGCUGCGGAAGUCAGUGGAUGAGCGCAAGUCCAGAAUUUAG
Messenger RNA from Ilyonectria robusta, 756 nucleotides. RefSeq names its product ribulose-phosphate 3-epimerase. Gene Ontology annotation, biological process: carbohydrate metabolic process; pentose-phosphate shunt; pentose-phosphate shunt, non-oxidative branch. Gene Ontology annotation, cellular component: cytosol. Gene Ontology annotation, molecular function: D-ribulose-phosphate 3-epimerase activity; metal ion binding. Bases 1 to 756 code for a protein of 251 amino acids. The record is from RefSeq and is a predicted model, not a curated record. The transcript has 4 exons. Lineage: Eukaryota; Fungi; Ascomycota; Sordariomycetes; Hypocreales; Nectriaceae.